AUGGAGAUCCAGCAGGAUCUUGCGGCUAUCAGGCCUCUAGAGGGAGAAGUGAUUCCUAUCCGGACAGUCCAAGAGACCCAGCCGCCGGAGGAAUUUGCCGAUGCAUUUGCCGCCGAGGUCAAUGUGAAAGCAGCCUCAAAGGUAGUCAAAGCGCUCGAUGCAGCUUUCCCCCGUGAUCCCAACCUCUCUCUCGGCCAUCUGCGACGUUUCGUCAAGCGGGACAUGCUCCCUGGGCCGCUAAAAGCAGCAAUCGAGAAAGAUGGAUCGUUCUCCAAGAACCCGGCACUGACAAUCUUCGUCCUGAUUUCACCUCCGGUCCCUGACCUUGACAAAGUGCAAGAGAUUCUUGCCCCAUUCGCUCCACUCUCUUCACCUCCCGCGAGAAGUUCCCCUCCGGCCAGAAAUCCACCUUCUGAUGCCUCUCCAGAGCCCGGGAUCCCAAAGAUUAAACUCAUCUCUACCCGAGUUCCUACUGUACCCCCAUUCAACAUCACCCAAGCCGAGAGAUGGACCAACAACCUGUGGCCUGUCGUCUUCAAUGCCGCUGCCCCGCGCUCCACAAUCGCCCCCCCUCCUCAGAUCCUGAGCAAGGCCCAUGAGCAUAUCAGCAGACAGGCAGGAUAUUACAUCGCCCUCGCGCGAAAAAUCGGCGAAGAGGCAGAGCAAUCCGGCCGUGGUCGCGGCGUCGGCGCAGUGAUCGUCGACCCGGCCAUUGAACACCACAUUGACGCCGUCUCAUGGGGCCAAGACUGGAACCCCAGAGACCGAUGGAUGGAAGCAGUUGUCGCUGUGGCAGGCGACGCUAGGUACGGUCGCAGCGAAGCCGGCGCUCCAUCCCUGGCCGAGGCUCACUCCGGUGUCGUGCCCAACCCGGCCAGCACAACUUUCAACCCUGACUGGGAGGGCGGACCUGAUCUCCAUGCCCUGAUGCGUGCUACGGAGCUUGUCGCCCGCCGUCGUCGUGAGGAUUCGGUCCACGAAGCUGAUAUGGCGAACCACACUCCCCCGGCCAUCAUUGCGACGGACCCUCAAUUGUCUUCUCAGCUCAGUCCUCUUGAGUCCUACUUCUUGUAUGAUGCCGAAACCCCAUCUAUGUAUCUCCCUGACUACUCUCUUGAUGAUCUCCCUGCCGAUCCUCCUUCUUCGCCUAAGAAGCGCAAGCACGAGGAGCCGAACCCUGAGUCUCGGUCUACACUGGCAGAGGUCGACGUCAACAGCCCUUCUUCUAAUGAACCUACCCCCUUCGCACCCCUCCCUGCCCCUCCUCCCUCUUCCACCGCUCUUGCCGAGCCCAUCCCCGUGGAACCCUCCUCCCCAGACUGGAGGAUGGACCCCCUCUCCGGCACCAUUGCCCCCUCCCGCCGCAUCCUCUCCCGAGCCCAAGGUGGCUAUCUCUGCACAGACCUCGAUGUGUACCUCUCCCAUGAGCCGUGCCUCUGCUGCUCCAUGGGGAUUCUUCUUUCUCGCUUCAGAGCUGUGAUUUUCCCCCGUUCGGGCCGGAUGGUGAGCGGUGGUAUUUGCUCUGAGGCUGUGGGUCCUACCUCUGAUGAAGAUGGAUCCGCUAAGAACGGCGAUGACGACCCCAAUGCUGCUCACGAGGCGGCUGCUGGUCUCCAUGAUGCCAUCGACCAGGACAUUGGUACAGAUGUUGCCCCGGCAGAUGAUCGUUUGUAUUACGGACUUCACUGGCGUAAGGAGCUCAACUGGCGCGCCCUGGGCUUCGAGUUCGUCGAGGAGACUGACGGUGUUGAUGGAUAUGAGGGUGUGGCUUUCCAUGCUUAG
Penicillium atrosanguineum is the source of this 1782-nucleotide messenger RNA. Its product is annotated as putative tRNA-specific adenosine-34 deaminase subunit Tad3. The transcript has 3 exons. The record is from RefSeq and is a predicted model, not a curated record. Lineage: Eukaryota; Fungi; Ascomycota; Eurotiomycetes; Eurotiales; Aspergillaceae. Gene Ontology annotation, molecular function: catalytic activity. The coding region runs from base 1 to 1782 and encodes 593 amino acids.